Nothobranchius furzeri (turquoise killifish) is the source of this 1722-nucleotide messenger RNA. RefSeq names its product UBAP1-MVB12-associated (UMA) domain containing 1 (gene umad1). NCBI's taxonomy places the organism in Eukaryota, Metazoa, Chordata, Actinopteri, Cyprinodontiformes, Nothobranchiidae. The record is from RefSeq and is a predicted model, not a curated record.
UAUCCGCUGCACUCCGGGAUUUCAUUCCCCAGAAACGACAGUAAACAGUUCCGCUACACUACAAUCGAGUGGCACCGAAUUAGCUAGAACAUCAUCCAGAGGAGCCAUGAUCUAACAGCGGACUCAUACACUUCACACCACGUAAAAUCAUGUUAAACUUUUUCGGACUACGUAAAGACUCAAAGAAGUCAGCAGCCGAGAAGGACGUUGAUGGAGGCUUUGUCGUCGUUGGAGAAACAGCAGAAGAACGGAGGAGGAGGAUGCCUCCCAAGAGCGUCACACAGCCCUCUACUAAUGUCAUCGUGCAGCCAUCAAAGCCGUCCUGUCCCUCACCAACUCAGCCCAGUGAUGGAAUGCUUCCUGCACCUGUUACCCACCCAGCACCAGGACAUGGACCUCCAGCCUCCCAGGCCGCUCCAACCCUCCCGGAUCUCCUCGGAGAUGUCCCCUUCACAUUGGCUCCUCAUGUGCUCGCCCUACAGGCAGGAUUCCCCGUGGUUCCUGAUGUGCUGAUGUCUCGUGACAUGAACUCGAACCUGACUAGUUUUCAUUACGAUUUCACUUUAGAGAACUCUGUGAUUCAUAGCAGCUAGUAGGUUUGGCGUUGGGACAGAUCCUGGUGAGCUUUAAAAGGUUUCACUGGUUCUGGACCACAUGACCAGUUGGCUGUUUCACUAAAGAAAACAUGAAAAGGUAAAUAAUUAACCUGUGAACAAAUAAAACUCAUAAAAUUAAUGAUAAACUGUAAAUAAUAGCAAAUGCACUCAGUUAGAUCUGCUUAAAGUAACAAUGUGUAGUUUUUUUACCAUUCAUUUCUGGAAAUAUCCAUCAAAAUGUUGAAAAUUAAUGAAAUGCCAAGGUAUUGAAAAAUACUUGCAGCUUCGUAACAUUGAACCAUAAAAAUCAGGUCUAAAAUACAUGGCAGCGGGUCUAAGUCUCUGGGCGACGCCAUAUUAGACGCCACGUUUCCUUCUACGGGAGCCCAUGAGGACAAAAUACAUUUACUGAUUUGUAACAAAUGGUUACAAAACUUUCACCGUUCAUAAACGUUUUACAAGUUUACCUUUUCACUCGUUCACAGUGAUGAAAGGGUCUGAUGUGCUCGUUAUUUUGCUAAAGUUUGCACUCCCCAGGACUUUUUGACCCUAAUGCCCCUCCGUUGGUACGAUCUUCCUCUAACACAAAAAUAUUGCUUGUUUGCAAUGAUUUAGGUAUGUGCUGCCCCCUAUCGCCAGGAAAAAUACACACUGUCACUUUUAACUCAAAUGUACUUAAAGUACACAAAGUUAGUUUUUCCUUGUUCACACAGAUGAAGCUGCUAUUUAUUCCUAGGAUUGUUUGGCUUAUAAACCAUUUUAAGUUUGUUGUAAAAGGAAUCGGACUGUUUGUAAUUUGUUAAAAUCAAUUUUCAGUUUUCUUUGUUCCAGCUGAUCGUGCUGAAAGCUCCAAUCUAAACUUUUACUUCUAAAGACGACAGGAACCGAGCGACAGAUGUGUUGGUCAGUCCAGCUGUCCAUCAAAUCCUUUUUGUUCUGCAAAGCAAAAUUAGCAGCUGAAGUCAGGACCACUGAUAGGAAGUUCACAAGUCUUUUUAAGUUAAAAGCCCUUCUAGGAACCUUCAUUUUUAACAGAUUUAAAUGAAUGAUAUGUUAUUUUUGAGUCUGCAUGAAUAAUUCUGGCCUCUGGAAAGAAAAUCCACAAUAAAUAAAUGUCAUGAAUCCA